CGCCAUGCAGCUCUCUUCGCGCUCACCUUCCUCUGUGACGUCUCUCCACCCUUCGCCCUCCACACUCUCCCCCUCCUCCUCUCCCUCGCUCUCCCCGCCUCCCCACCGCCACCGCUGCCACUCUCCCUCAAACGCCAUUUGCACCGCUCUUCACACCCGCGUCUCUCGCACCAAACCAAGCAGCCUGGGGUGAGAAGAAACGCACAAAUAUGUGAAGCAGAGGCAGACGAGCGUGUGGGGGGGGAGUGGCAGCAGCAGCAGUCGGAUGGUUCUCCUGCUGCCCGUGCAACGGUGCACCCACACUCCUUCACCCACUCCCUGCCUCCACACACACUGCCACUACUGGCCCUAGACACGCCUCUUCUCACAUCGUCCUCCCUCUUGCCACGUGUCAGCCACCCAUUGGCCCGGUGGAAGGAGGGUGCGGAGGCGGACGAGGGGGUGCGGGUGCGAGUGGCAGCAGUGGUGGUGAAGUGCAUGGCGGGGCAUGAGGAGAGGGCUGUGAGGCGCGUGGCGUGGCAGGUGGCAGUCUGCCUGCUCUCUGCCUUCCCCUCUGCCCCGUGGUCCCUGCUGCUGCGAUCGUGGGUGUGCGCGCUGCAAGCACAGCUUGGCUGA
Molecule: messenger RNA, 615 nt
Organism: Closterium sp. Naga37s-1
Lineage: Eukaryota; Viridiplantae; Streptophyta; Zygnematophyceae; Desmidiales; Closteriaceae
Source: the annotation of a GenBank genome assembly